CAGAAUUUUAUACUGUGAUAUCUGAUUCGCUCGAGUUUAUGACUCGCUCGACGCAAAUACUAUAGGUGAAUACGUUUGGUUUGGGAUUUUGGAAGAUGAAUAAAAUAGGAAAGCAGUAUAAUAAUGUUAACAAACCAAAUUGGAAAAGAGGAAUUGGAGAUCGUACCAUUCGAUUUAAAUGUUCUAUGCAGAAUGUUAUCAUGGAUGUUCUUCGUGGUAAAGGCUGGAUCGAGGCUAAGGAGGAUGAAACAGACUUUGAUUUUUUCUGGGCUGAUCGCAACUGGAUGAAAGAAUACUUUGAUCAAUGCUACAUGGAUGAGCAUGUCAGAAUCAACCACUUCAGGAACCACUACGAGCUCACAAGAAAGAAUUUGAUGGUCAAAAAUCUAAAAAGAUAUAGAAAACAGCUUGAUAGAGAAGUGGGAAAAUUGGAAGCUGCAAAAUGUGACUUCUUUCCCACGACCUUUGAACUUCCAUCAGAAUAUCAUAUGUUUGUGGAUGAGUUUAAGAGAUGUCCAGGCUCCAUAUGGAUCAUGAAACCAGUGGCGAAGUCCCAAGGCAAGGGUAUCUUCUUAUUCAGAAAGCUCAAAGACAUUACAGACUGGAAAAAGAGUGAUGUUUAUCGUAUCCGAGAUGACAAAACCGAUGACAAGGAGCCACCAGAGACAUACAUAGUAUCUCGCUACAUCGAACGACCAUAUCUUAUUGGAGGGAGAAAGUUUGACAUUAGAAUUUAUGUGCUGGUCACAUCAUAUAUUCCAUUGAAGGCAUGGCUUUAUAGAAGUGGUUUUGCAAGAUUCUCAAACACAAGGUUCUCAUUGGAGUCCAUCGAUGAUACAUAUGUUCAUUUGACAAAUGUUGCUGUUCAGAAGACGGCGCCCGACUACGAUCCAGAGAAGGGUUGUAAGUGGUCAAUGCAGCAGCUAAGACAGUACCUGACAGCAAGAUAUGGGAUUGAGACCGUGGAGAAAACAUUUCAAUUGAUGAAUGAUAUCUUUAUAUACUCGCUGCAAAGUGUGAAGAAGGUGAUGAUAAAUGAUAAGCACUGCUUUGAGCUGUACGGUUAUGACGUCCUUUUAGAUGUGGAUCUCAAACCGUGGUUAAUUGAGAUAAAUGCGUCACCGUCUCUAACAGCUAGUAACCAGGAAGAUUAUGAGCUAAAGUAUGGACUUUUAGAAGAUGUCAUCUGUAUUGUAGAUCAAGAGAACAAGUUGACUGGCAAGGAGAAACGUAUUGGUGGGUUUGAUCUGAUGUGGAAUGAGGGUCCUGUGCUUGCGGACGAUGGCGGAGCGGAUUGCAUCAAUCCACCAACAUACUCAACAAAUACAUUCCUAGGUUGCCAUAAUGACAGGAAGACCCAGCUUCAACAACUUAAGAAACAGCUAGCUGCUGCCAAGAAGCAUUGAGAAUUGAGCAAAAUCACAAUAACCAUUCAAGCAGCACCUCAUACUAUCUUUUAAAAUUACAGGUCUCCCUCUAACUAAAGACCCUUCCAAUUAAAGACCUUUAGUCCUGAAGUAAAAAAUAUCUUUAUUCUAAUUAGAGACCAAAACUGCUGAAGACCUUGGAAACCCAGUCCCAAAAGUGGUUUUUAUUUGGAGGGAGACCUGUAGUUAGGAUUUGAAAUUGUCUGAUGCUAAUAAUUUAGGUCGAAAAUAAUGGAGACCCAUAUGGAAAUGUUGAUGUCAUACCACAUCCAUAUAUAGGCAUAUGACAUUAUAUGUGGCAAAGACAAGCCAAACCAGUCACUUGUCGCAAAAAUCGAUUUUGAGUUAUUAAUACAGGGUUAAAGAGUAAAAUAAAAGCUAUAAAAUGC
Anneissia japonica is the source of this 1816-nucleotide messenger RNA. Its product is annotated as probable tubulin polyglutamylase TTLL9. Gene Ontology annotation, biological process: microtubule cytoskeleton organization; protein polyglutamylation. The transcript has 13 exons. NCBI's taxonomy places the organism in Eukaryota, Metazoa, Echinodermata, Crinoidea, Comatulida, Comatulidae. The record is from RefSeq and is a predicted model, not a curated record. The coding region runs from base 96 to 1406 and encodes 436 amino acids. Gene Ontology annotation, cellular component: cilium. Gene Ontology annotation, molecular function: tubulin binding; tubulin-glutamic acid ligase activity.